Pelmatolapia mariae (spotted tilapia) is the source of this 3699-nucleotide messenger RNA. RefSeq lists its product as uncharacterized. Bases 1 to 3699 code for a protein of 1232 amino acids. The record is from RefSeq and is a predicted model, not a curated record. The transcript has 2 exons. Gene Ontology annotation, molecular function: GTP binding; protein binding. Lineage: Eukaryota; Metazoa; Chordata; Actinopteri; Cichliformes; Cichlidae.
AUGGAGGUGGCAGCGCUUGGUCGGCCUUUCAGCGUGGGGAUGCUGUACGACUGUCGCAGUGACGCACUCGUCCCUGGAUUGACUCUGUGGGAUCGUGAUGACCUGAUGAAAGAUAUAGCAGAAAGACCACAGGCCUCUAAUGAGUUUGAAAUUGUUGCAUCUGAAUCAAUUUCUGGCAAAUCUUCAGCUCUAAAUGUUGAUGCUUCACUGAAGGCAAGUUUCCUGAGUGGACUGGUUCAGGUUGAUGGAUCUGCCAAAUAUCUGAAUGAUAGUAAAUCUUCCAGAAAUCAGGCCAGAGUAACACUGAAGUACAAGGCAACCACAAAGAUCCAGGAGCUGUCCAUGAAUCAUCUUGGAAGAGGAAAUGUGAAGCAUCCAUAUGUUUUUGAUCAAGGCUUAGCAACACAUGUAGUCACAGCUAUUCUUUAUGGAGCACAAGCUUUCUUUGUGUUUGACCGUGAAGUUUCUGAACAGGAAAAUCAUCAAGAUGUUCAGGGUAACUUGAAGGUGAUCAUCAAGAAGAUUCCCUUACUUUCUAUAGAGGGUGAAGGUUCCCUGAAGAUGGAAGAGAAAGACAAAGAAAGUGUUCAUAAAUUCUCCUGCAGGUUUUAUGGAGACUUUUGUCUUUCAAAACCACCAACAACCUUUCAAGAUGCAAUAAAAGUCUACCAAAGCCUGCCAGGAUUACUGGGAGACAAAGGAGACAAAGCUGUACCAGUGAAGGUCUGGCUGCUGCCACUGACAUGUUUAGAUUCUUCUGCUGCUAAACUCGUCCGUCAGAUCAGUAUAGGAUUAGUUCAAGAAGCACAGAGAGCCCUGGAGGACUUCAGUGAGCUGGAAAUGAGGUCCAAUGAUGUACUGGGAACCAGCACUGCACAGCAGUUCCCACAGAUUGGUAAAACAAUUAAAACUUUUAAAGAAAUGUGCUCUGAGUUCAAACUGGAAUUCCAACAAACUUUGGCAAAGAAACUUCCAUCAAUCCGAGGAGGAGGAGAAGAGGAAGCUGAGCUUGCAGAGAUCCUGAAGAAGAGACAUUCUUCACCUUUCAACAGCAAAAACCUGAAUGAGUGGAUGGACUGUAAAGACAGAGAAGUUGACACAUUAAUGUCUUUUACCAGGAUGAUGAAAAACACCAAAAUCAUCUCGUCUCAAAAUGAUCUGUACAAGGAAAGUCUCAGUGCAGAGCAUGUUGUGUGUUUUGUUUUCACCUCUCUGGGAAAGGAUGAACCGUACCUCUCAGCUUUAUCAAAAUACUUAAAAGGAGAAACCAACCCAGACCUUCAAGAUCCUCACACUCAUGAUGUAGAGAAGGAACAAUGGUACGCCUCAAAAGAAGUAACAGCUGAAAUGAGGAGAAAAGCAAAACUCUUCAGUGAUUUUGCAGAGGCCAACAAGAAGAACAAGAACAUGAAGUUCCUGACAGUGGGUUUAACUAAUGAGACACAGGAAGGUUCCAGCAUCUACCUUUAUGAAGGUGGAUUUCCUGUCAGUGAGAACUUUGAGCCUCCUUCAAAGCCUGAAACUGUGACAGCAGCUGACAGAAACCACAACAGUGUGACACUGAAGAUUUCUCCACCCAGAUUUGGAGCAGAGAACAUCACCUCCUACUCUGUUGAGUACUGUGUCAGUGGAGAGGAUGGAUGGCAGCAGAAGACAGAAGCAAAGGCUGAAGAAGUCACAGUGAGAGAUCUGAAGCCAAACACAGAGUAUGUGUUCAGAUGCAGAGCAGUGACCUCAGCAGGUGUCGGGCCGGAUAAUCAAGUUUCUAUUAAAACCUUACCCUGCAGCCCUCCUGGAAAACCUCGAGUUGAACCAAAUUCAUCUGAGAUAUCAGUGAGCUGGGAGAAACCUGCUGAGCUCGGAGAGGAUGUGCAGAUAUUGAGUUACGUGGUGGAAUACGCAAAAACAGAUAUCAAUUCAACACUAAAUGACCUCAAGUGGACUCAAACAAUUUCAGGAGGUGAGAAGGCCAUCAUUUCAGGGCUUCAGUCAGAGACACAAUAUGCAGUCAGGGUCAGAUGUGAUUGUGGUUCAGCUGGAAGAAGCAAAGAAAGCAUCACUGUUAAAGUCUACACAACAUUUAACUCCCUCGCAGAACUUCUCAGGAUUAAAAGUGCAAAGAUCAAAUCUGAUUCCCCCUCAGUUUACAAACUGCCUCUGACAGAAGAACACACAAACAUAGAUGGAUGCAGGAAGUUUAACUUUGGAGAAGAAACUGAGAGGCAGAAUCGUACAAUAAUGCUUUUUGGAGCGACUGGAUCAGGAAAGUCCACUCUGAUCGAUGGAAUGAUCAACUACAUUGUUGGUGUAGAGUGGGAGGACAGUUUCAGGUUUAAAUUCAUUAAUGAGGAUCAGUCAACAUCACGAGCUCACAGUCAGACCUCUGAAGUCACUGUUUACAAAAUCAACCACCAGGAUGGAUUUAAAAUCCCGUUCUCUCUGACCAUCAUUGACACUCCAGGCUUUGGAGAUACAAGAGGCAUAGAAAGAGACAUAGAGAUCAUAGAGCAGCUACGUAAUCUCUUCACUGCUCAGCGUGGUGUCACUGACAUUGAUGCUGUGUGUUUUGUAGCACCAGCUGCUCAAGUGAGAUCCACAACACAGAAAUAUGUGUUUGAUUUAGUUUUCUCAAUCUUUGGCAAAGAUGUGGCAGAAAACAUCAGGAUUCUGGUGACAUUUGCAGACGUUCAGAGACCUCCAGUUCUAGAGGCGAUCAAUGAGGCAGGAGUCCCAUGUCCUAAAACAAAAGACGGGCUGCCGGUUCACUUCAAGUUCAAUGAUUCAGCCUUGUUUGCAGAAAACACAUGUGUCAAAAAACGCACAGAUGAUGCUGUUGAUGACAAUUACAAUGACGAUGAAGAACAAUAUAAUCAUGAUGAAUAUAAUGAUGAUAUUAGCUUUAAUGAGAUGUUUUGGAACAUGGGGACAAAAAGCAUGGAGAUAUUUUUUGCUGCUCUGAAUGUGAUUCAAACUAAAAGCUUGACACUGACACAGGAGGUCCUCAGAGCAAGAAAGCAGCUCGAGGAAUCAGUGGAAGAUUUGCAGGAGCAGAUUAAACUUGGAUUAGCCAGGUAUGAGGAGUUACAAAACACAAGAGAAAAACUUGGUGAACACAGGGAAGAAAUCAACAGAAAUAAGAACCCUGAGUUUACAGUUGCUGUCAUGAAGCCUUAUAAAGAUCAUAUUUCUGGUAAAGGAAACUUCCUCAUCAACUGUCAGCAGUGUCAUGUCACCUGUUACUAUCCCUCCUCCACAUCCAGGGAUUCAGAGAAAGAAGGCUGUGAAGAAGCUGCAUCACAUGGAUUCUGCACCGAGUGUCCAGGCAAAUGUCACAUUAAUGUCCAUUUUUUACAGAAGUACAAAUGGGAGUAUCGGGAGGUUAGAGAGAAACAUACAGUGAAAGAAAAAUAUCCAAAAACCAACGAAGAUCAGACAGUUGUUGAAGGACUGAGGGAUGAAGAGCAUCAUCUGCGAAAUGAGGUGAGGAAACUACUGCAGAGAUCUGCUCGGUGUCUGGACAGACUUAGAGAGAUAUCAGUGAAGCCAAAACCUCUCUCCACUGAAGAGUACAUCAAGCUGCUUAUUGACGGAGAAAAAUCAGAGACCAAACAAGGCUGGGAGGAACGAGUUAAAGCCCUGAGAGCCAUAGGACGAAGGGACAUUUUUAGUAAAAUUAGACGACUGCUUAAGUCACGUUGA